GACCACGUGGAGGUAGGAGGAGCCCGGCCUAGAGGGCAGGAGGCGCACCUUUCAGGCUGCCCAGAGAGCAGCAUCAUGGAGCCCCCUAAGACCUUCAUGAGAAGCCUGCCAAUCACACCAGGCUACAGUGGCUUCGUGCCGUACCUUAGCUGCCAGGGAACCUCCGGCGAGGAUAACAUGGACCGCUGCGUGGGGAUCUUCCAGCGGAGCACGCAGCGAUACAAAGAGCAGCAGGAGGAAUUACGCCGCGCGGUGGCUGCCGCCCCCAAGCUGAAGCCCAUCUGCUCCCAGGAGAAGCUCCUGCGGAUCCUGUACCAGUACUUAAAGAAGUACCACCCCAUGAGUCUGGAAUGCAAAUACGUGAAGAAACCCCUCACGGAGCCCCCGAUCCCUGGCUGGGCAGGCUACGUGCCAAGAGCCAAAGUCACCGAGUUGGGCUGUGCCAUGAGGUACACUGUUAUGGCUAGAAACUGCUACAAGGACUUCCUGGACAUCGUGGAGCGAGCCAAGCGAGCACGCCUGAAGCCCUAUGAGGAAAUGUACGGGGUUAGCCUCACACAACCUCCCACUCCUUCUCCGAAAGCACAGCGCAGAGAGCUGCUGCCCAGAUACCCGGAUUUCUCUGUCCCAGGUAGAACCUGUCCUGUCCUUGCCAGACCCCUGAGAGAGGACCCCAGAGCUCCAGUGAUGUGUGCUUGUGCUCAGUGGCCACAUAUGGCAGGCAGUGGGAAAAUUUAUCUGGAGCCACUGUCCUCAGCCACGCAUGCAGAAGGCUAGCGAUGUCAAGUCUCCUAAGGAGAGGAGGGCCUCGCGGGAUUCUUACGUCAGCAUCAGUCCCACUGUCACACCACGGGCAAUCAGGAAAUCUAUUAACAGAAAGUCUUUAACUGCCGCCUACACCCUAUAGUGGUUGACAAUAGCAUGUCGUUAAUGCUAAAUCUUAUGUUGUCAUGUGGGAAUAAAGAGGACACUUCUCAGCAAGCUGAAGGCUUUUGUGUU
Messenger RNA from Tupaia belangeri chinensis (Chinese tree shrew), 999 nucleotides. It is a transcript of the gene SPMIP5, whose product is annotated as sperm microtubule inner protein 5. NCBI's taxonomy places the organism in Eukaryota, Metazoa, Chordata, Mammalia, Scandentia, Tupaiidae. Bases 76 to 777 code for a protein of 233 amino acids. The record is from RefSeq and is a predicted model, not a curated record. The transcript has 6 exons.